AUGUUCAGAUCAAGCCUAAGAAGAUUUGGAUAUAAGCUCCCAGGCACUUUUACCUCGUCUCAAACAGAGCUCAGCCAAGCAGCUCCUCCAUCUGGCUACAUUCGCCCAAUAGAAACCUAUAAGCCUUCGAAGCCAAUCCAAUUUGACAAAAAAGGUGAAAUCCUUAUCUACGAAUUUGACCCUCAAGACAACACCUCGGUAUUAUUCCCUAUUCCUUGGAGUCUCGGAACUUGGUCGACCCCAGCACUGGGAUGGGCUUGGUGGCACGGAUUUUUCGGGUCUGCAUGGUGGCUAGCUCCAAUUGCCAUGUCUUUAGCUGUCCUUCCCCAUUGCUGGUAUCUCUAUGAGCUCAGAUAUGCUGUCAAUAAAAUUUGGUAUGUCAGAGGAGGGCUGUGGAAAUUUGAAAAUGUUGGGCCUUACCGUCUUGGGACUCAUACAUAUACGGAGCUUGCAAAUAUUAGAUUAUUCUCCCAAACUUCAAGAAAAACCAUGCCUUAUAUAGGAAAAUCUAAAGCAUAUCCUUAUGGUGGAAAAUUCGCUGAAAUUCUUGAUGAAGAAGGAAAUCUGAGUCACGGUUUAUUGCUGCAGGCAGAUUUUUGGCAUGAGUAUUAUGAGAAUAUAGACAAUAGAAAAAUUGGAGUGGAUGCGCGUGGAAAAGUUCAUAAUCCAGAAAUUUUCCAAGCUUUAGCGCAAGGAUAUAAAAUUGAUGACUCAGAUUGCACUAUGACUUAUGAUCCAGAAAACGAGUUUUCUAAGUCGCAAUAA
This is a messenger RNA of Blepharisma stoltei, 765 nucleotides long. NCBI's taxonomy places the organism in Eukaryota, Ciliophora, Heterotrichea, Heterotrichida, Blepharismidae. The record is from the annotation of a GenBank genome assembly.